Molecule: messenger RNA, 1845 nt
Organism: Anopheles aquasalis
Lineage: Eukaryota; Metazoa; Arthropoda; Insecta; Diptera; Culicidae
Biological process (GO): potassium ion transmembrane transport; sodium ion transmembrane transport; regulation of membrane depolarization
Cellular component (GO): HCN channel complex
Molecular function (GO): voltage-gated potassium channel activity
Source: RefSeq, a predicted model, not a curated record
AUGGUACUCCAUCGCUGCUCGCUGCCCGGUGCCUUCCGGGCGGACGAUUCCGAAACCCACCUACCACCGAACCUUCCGGGUACUUCGCUCUACACUCGGUUCCUAAAGUUCCUACGCUCCACGCUGCUCGUCUCACCAGACCAUCCGGAAACGCGCAAUUACUACCGCAGCAGGACGAAGAUAUCGGCUGAAAAUGAGCGUCUCGUGCACCAUCUACCACCGUUCAUCGUUCAUCCGUUCAGCAUGUUCCGGAAGUGCUGGGAAUCGGUGGUGUUCCUCGCCCUCACGCUCCAUCUACUGACACUCGCGUUUCUGGUUUCCUUCGCGAUCAAUCUAGAACGUUCGACGUUGCUGUUACUGCAGCUGUUCGACAUUCUGCUCUGCCUGUUACUUGCGCUGGAGUUUGUGCUCCUGCUGGUUACCGGCUAUGUGUGCGAAGGUGAGAUUGUGCUCGAGUUUGGUAAGAUUGUGCGCCACCGGUUACGGUGCUGGACCAUCGGGAAUCAGAUCCUGCUUUUCCUGCCGUACGUACUCGUCCUGGAUGAGUUGGUGAUCGCGUUCUAUCAGGAUGCAGUCCUUGUGUAUCUCUGCCUUCUCGUUUACCUUUACCUGCUGUGUGUCUGGCGCUUUCGAAGCAUCAAUGCGUACUUGGAUACUUUUGCCAAGGGAUGGCUUAAAUUAUCGCUUAAGCAACUCAACUUUAUCAAACCCAUUCUGAGUACACUUUACGUGCUACACUGGACGGCCUGUCUGCUGUACAUCGCUCCCAUGAUGGCCUUAUCAUUGCUGCGCGAAGAUCAACACGAAGCACACAUGCUGGUGGAUGUCCUGUGGUCGUACGAUCAGCACCGAGAUGCGUCGCUCUAUCCAAUAAGCCAUCGGAACCGGCUGGAGGUCGAUGACGUACGGCAGUACCUAGGGGAGCAGCUCGCCCGCCAGCUACUGGAAGAUGAGGUCGAAACGGAUAGUAGAGCUUUUCUGCAAGCCAGACUCAACGAUAUGCACUACUACGUCAGCGUGGCGUAUCGUUAUCUUCGAGCACUGAUGAUCACCCUCAAGGUUGGUCUGCAAGGUGGCCACUCGCUUUCCGUGGGUCAUCAUUUUCUGCACGAAUGGAUUCAAUCGCUGCUGCUGCUCGGUGGAUGGAUUUGGUCGACCUAUAUCCUGCUGCUACUCAUCCGCUCGAUUAUGCUGGAGGACGCCAGCAGUACCCAGUACGACGAGGUACUGAAUGAGAUCAAUGCGUUCUGCAAAAAGAAGCACCUCAGCCGGUCGCAACACCGUAAACUGUGCCGCCAUUUUGCGUACCACUACCGGAUGCAUUACUUCGACGAGCGGGCAGUCUUGGCACACACGUCCGGCAAUCUGCGGCGCCAGGUACUAAUGGAUGUGACACAGGCCGCUUGUCUGAACCGGUCCGAGAUAUUCCGUGACCUGCCCGCCUAUCUGCUCGAGGACAUCACCGAGCGGUUGAGAUUCGAGCUGUUCCUGGAACAGGACACGAUCACGACGGCCGGCAACACGGCGGACGCGAUGUAUUUUCUGGCUUGUGGAACCGCCGCCGUCUACACACCGGACGGGGUGGAGCUCGGUCAUAUGGUGGACGGUGCCAACUUUGGGGCGGUGGCCCUGUUCAGAAGAGACGCUCGGCACAUGGUGAGCGUGGUGGCGCUGGAGGUGUGCGAGGUUUACUGGUUGGAACCGGGUGACUUUCAGGAGCUGAUGAAACCGCACCCCUAUCUGUGGGGACAGAUGGUGAAGCAGGCCGAGAAGCGGAUUAAAGAGGCGGCACUGUGCGUCAGAACGGCGAGCGAGGACCAGUACUAUGACACCUUCAUGUACUAA